Messenger RNA from Acanthopagrus latus (yellowfin seabream), 4832 nucleotides. RefSeq names its product putative leucine-rich repeat-containing protein DDB_G0290503. The transcript has 11 exons. Lineage: Eukaryota; Metazoa; Chordata; Actinopteri; Spariformes; Sparidae. The record is from RefSeq and is a predicted model, not a curated record. The coding region runs from base 1489 to 3765 and encodes 758 amino acids.
UUGUUGAGAUGUUUGUACUGCUUGUCCUGAUGAUAGUCUGUGUGGAUAGUGUUUACUCAGCCCUUAACUACAGAGUACAUAUGUUGACACUGUUGCCCUUUACACAUGAUUACAUCAAGCAGCACAGGGGGCGUGAUCAAUCAAUUAAACCUAUUGAUUUUCCUUAAUUAACCAAUUCAUAGGGGCUAAGUUGUGGAUUCUGAGCAAACAGAAAAGAGGGGACUUCACUUUGUUUGAAAAUACAGAUAAACAGAAUAAAUUCAGAUUUUAUUCUGCAGGACAAAGACAAAAGCCUCCUCUGGAGGGCGUAGAGGAGCUGAGGGGGAAGCAAACACACUGUGAAUUCAGUCAAACCUUAACACAGGCAUGGAACCCAUCAUCUAUAAGUCUGCAUGACUUACAUUUCCUACGUAUAUUAUUAUUUAUUAUGUCCAUAAAUUCACUUACAAAUCAUAUGCGAAGGAUGCCUCAGAACUUGCCUGGCAAACAUCAUAUUUUUAAGUUCUAUUCAGUGUCAAAGUAAUCCAGUUACAUAUAUCCAAAAAUAUAUGGAUUAUAUGCAAACAGAAACAGGUAAUGGCUAAUUCGGCAUACCUUUAAUGGUGCCAAAAUGUAAAUAAAUACGGCUUAAAAGAGAGUACCAGCACAAAAAUGGUAAUUCACAGACUGAUUAACCAGUUAAAUCUUGAGACAUCAGACAUCAGACAUGAAACUGACCUUUUUAAUCAUAACUGCUUAUAAUCCUUAUUGUGAAUACAGGUCCGUAAAUACAUUUAUAAAUGGUAUAGACAAGCUGCUUCAGAACCUGCCUGAGAAUGAUCACAUUUUUACAUCAUAUUCAGUAUAAAAGUAAUCCAAUAAUAGUUAUAUGUACAUGUAUGGGUUUAAUGUAAACAUGAUAUAUUAAUAACUAAUUCGGCAUAGAUUUUAUAUUGCCACUGUCCCAAAAUACGGACAAAUUUAGGGUUAAAUACAGAAAUCCAGUACCAAAAUGGUAAAUAAGAGACCAACAGAAACACCUUUUCUACUAAGAAGCUGUUACAAACAUACUAGAGUGCAGUGAGGUGUGUGAUAAUGACAGGCUCUCCUCCUUCUGUGGAUCAACAGUGUAAUAGUCCUAUUAAAGCCUCUGAGCCAGUGUCAGCAGACCUCCCUCCUCCUCUUCCUCCUCUUCCUCCUCGCGCUGCUCCAAACAGGUAUGAUUGAUGACGUCGGCACCCACCUCUUCCUCUGCUCCGGUGUGCUGCGACGCAGCUCCAGGAUCAGUUCUCCGGCGGAGAUUUUUUUUUUCUCCCCCCCUUGCUGUAAGAAACGUGUCCACCGUCCACUUUACAUUCCCUGCUUCGCUUCAGCCCUCUGAGACGACGAUGGUGAAGAUUUCUCGCUCGCUUGUCGGACUUUAACUUUUGACCCGUUCGGCGCGGACUCACACAGAAUUUCAAACAUCUAUCGGACAACAAGGGCGACAGUAGCAGCCCUCUGUCCACGAUGUCCUCCAGAAGUAAAAAUGACUUGUGCCGAAUUUGUGGCGGGACUCUCCAGGGAAACCAAAGGCGGUGGCUGUUUGGGGGCCAGAAUAAGAAGACCGGUCAGACCCCGACAGAGUCCCUGAGAGGAGGGAGCCUGUCCCGGUCCUCGCAGAGCAGCCCCUGGGGUAGUACAUUAUCUUUGGGUUCCUCUGUGUCUCUAUCCAAGUCCCAGCUGUCCCUGAGCUCACCGUCCAAAGGAAUGGAUCUGCUUUCUGUGUUGACUCACAUACUGGGGCAGCCUGUACCCCGGGGCAGCGAGCGGGGGGAGUUUGUGUGCGGCAAAUGCGUGUGCGUCCUCGAGCAGGUAUUCAAGUACGACUCGGUGAUAGCCAGGGUGAGGGUCCUUUCGUCCGAGAGGCUGCAGAAGCUGGUGCAGGAGAGGGACAAGAUCAGACAGUGGGUGCACCAAAACUACUGCCAGAGACACCCGCAGGACUUCCAGAACCGGGGCAGCACCAGCGAGGAGGAUGGAGAGCUAGAGAAGGAGGGCUACAGGGAGAUGCUCAAGGAGAAUAUGGCGCUCUCAGAAUACGAAUGCUGGUCCGAGAAGUGGGACACGUGUCCGUAUUUUAUAAGGACAGGAAAAAGAUGCCGAAAGGGCAAAGGAUGUGAAGGCUGUGAUUCGUUACGGGUGUCCGAUUCAGAUUAUGAGUCUGUUUGCGGGGUUCCUCGCCGACUGCCUUUUCAACCCUUCUCCCCGUUGUCGUUGUCACGAGACAAAUCCCGCAGCAUGCCGCUCCACUGGCACAAGGUGCCAUCCAUCAACUCCAGCCCAUCUUCACUGGCGGGGUCCUGUCUUUCUUUACAUGCAUCCUCACGUACUGAGUCCAUUCAGUCACUGGACUCACUUGAUGGCAACAACCCGUUUGACUCACCAGGCGGUCAGACAGCCAACUUUGUGCUGAAGGAGCUGAGAAGUAUUGAAGGAAAACUGCUCAGUUCGCCAUCAGGGAGUAGAAUCCCAAUCUUGGGCAGGAAGGAAGGCAGGUACUCUGGAAAAGUCGGCGAGAUGAGGUCACCCUCAGUGAACAGGGUGCUAGACUUUGUGGAGGUGACGAAUGGAGGGGAUGAAAUGGACGAAGAGGACGGGGACGUGCUAACAGAGCUGAGGGACGAGUUCAUGCCUCUUCAUCGAGAGAAUACAGCUGGUAAGGUUCACCACGCUUACAGGCAGCUGCAAGGCCAGCUGGACCAAGCUGUGUCCCGUAUCAGGACCCUGGAGGCCGAGCUGAAACAUGGGAAGAGCAAACCAGCUGAAGUCAAUGGAUCUGAAGACUGGGCGCCUCUGGUGCAGAAGGAAGGCGGCAGUGCCCUGCUGCAGAGCCUCGGUCACUCCCUCCACAGCCGGGAGCGUCUGAUCCAGGACUGUAUGGGUCUGAUCAGAAGACUAAGUGUGGAGGAGGCAACAGGGACUGAGCUGAGCAACAAGCUGACUGAGAGUCUGAAGGAAAUUCUCUCUGAAAACAAGGCUGCCCUGGAGACUCUGAGGUCUGAAAUGACAGAGAAAGAGAAAGACAUGGAGAAAGAGAUCGAGGCACUGAGGAAGGCUGGAAGAGACAGAGAGAGAGACCUCAACACACUCAACACAGUACUGCAGUGCAACCAGGAUGUUAUCAACGACCUGCGAGUGUCCCUGGGGGAGAAGGAUCGACUGUUGAAGGAGGAGGAGAAAGAGAGGGAGGUGUGGAGACACAGGGACAGGGCCCUCACCACAGUCCUGCAGGAGAAGGAGGCUCUGAUCCACUUCCUCAAAGCGGAACUGGAGAGAUGUCAGAAAGAAACGCAGGCUCUCUCUGACUCUCUGAUUGGUCAGGGGUUGACUGGGGGUGGAGCUCAGCCGACAGCCUUGUUGGAGGAAAGAGAGGGAAUCAGCACCACCUUGUGUGAAGAGGUCACCAAACUCACCACAGCUCUGCAGGAAUACCAGGAUAUGGUGCAGAGCCAGCAGCAGAGUCACAGUCAGAUGGUUUCCUCUCUGACAGCUCAACUCAGAGACACUCAGCAGGAGCUGAGGGAGAAGGAGAAGCAGAAGAAGGAGGCCGAUAGAUCCUGGCAGAAUGACAGAGAGGACAGAGAGAGGGAGGAGAGGAAACUGAGGGCCAGCCUGGAGAAGAGAGACAAGCUCAUAGAGCAAAUCCUGUUGGAUGCUGAGGAGCGGGACCAUCUGUUCAGAGAGCUGCAGCAGAACCUGCAGAAUAAACGUGAACCUCUGACGGCAUUCAAACACACACUGUGAUCGAGGACAACGGCGCCGACAAAAUGCAAACUAACUGCACACAGACGAACGAUUACUUUUGCACUUUCUCGCCCCCCUAUUUAUGGUGGUGUAUAGUAAGUCUAUUUAUAUUUAGCUCUUUACAUUUUUGAGGUUUGCAUUUGCAGACCUGCCUCGUUCUGGCAUGGGCCAAAGAAAUGUUUAAUUUUCUACAAUUACUACAAAGCCUCUCUGAAGUGAAUCAGUAAUUUCAGGCUCAGAGAGUCGGGUACAGGCUGAUUGUUUUCAGUAUGGAGAGGGGUCAGGUCUAGCCUCUUAAAGCUGGAUGUUUAAUACUUGAUUUAAAAGUCAUCUAAUUACUGUAUUUAGUUAAUCUUUUGAAUGUAAUGGGUCUAAUGGCUCGGCAGUGAUUGGAUUUCAUUUCAUGCAGUGGGAUUGUUGGUGAUACAAACAUUUCUGAAUGGUAUUGUAAGUGGAUCUAACAUUAGUCUGAGAUCUGGGUACGAUGUUGCUUUAAAAUCUGAAUUUGCCUGUCUCUGUUCUACAAAACUUUGCAGUGGUGUCUUUAUUUUGUUUGUCUUUUUACUUUCUUGGCACAGAACUGCCAUUGUUUUUUGGUUCACAGUCCCUUCCUUUGCAUUCAUUGCGAUUAUUUAGGACCAAAAUAUUUUUAACUGCUCUAAAUUUCUGCUUUUAUAUAUCUCUCUUACUUUUCAAUUAUUUUCAAUGUUUACAAGUCUUGUAUUGUUGAUCUGGGACAUAUUACUGGAGACAUUUUCUUACCUUUAGCUCAAGAGAAUUAAACACUCUGAUUUAAAUUGUCUGAAGAUGCUAUUAUUUGUAUUCAUGUAUAUGUAAAACUAGGCAUACUACAGGUUACAGUCUUAAAUGUGAGUUAACCAAGAAACACAGGACUCAAUAUUCCAUAAAGUGGUGUAGGGAUAACAUAUUUUUGUUGGCUAACCCGGAAGUUGGCACUGCCCUGGUUCCCUUGACAAGAUUGUGGCCAAAAUUUUGAUUACUGUCAAAAAAUGAAAUCUUGUAAACAUGAUACACGUUUGUUCAGUAAAAUAAUCUUAACAGAUUAA